Messenger RNA from Pollicipes pollicipes, 1785 nucleotides. Its product is annotated as serine/threonine-protein kinase Nek8. The record is from RefSeq and is a predicted model, not a curated record. NCBI's taxonomy places the organism in Eukaryota, Metazoa, Arthropoda, Thecostraca, Pollicipedomorpha, Pollicipedidae. Bases 1 to 1785 code for a protein of 594 amino acids. The transcript is spliced from 9 exons. Gene Ontology annotation, biological process: protein phosphorylation. Gene Ontology annotation, molecular function: protein kinase activity; ATP binding.
AUGCAUGACCUCUCGGCAGAUGAACGCAAGCUCGCGAUCAACGAGAUCGAGGUGCUGGCCAUGAUGGACCAUCCGAACAUCGUUGCCUACCACGACAACUUUGAGCGGGACGGUCUGCUCUUUAUCGAGAUGGAGUACGUGGACGGCGGCACCCUGGCCCAGUAUCUGGCCAGCCAGGCCAAACGCAUCGACGAGCGCAGCAUUCUGGUCAUCUUCCACCAGAUCGUGUCGGCCGUGCGCCACAUGCACGAGCACAACGUGGGCGACUUCGGCAUCUCGAAGAAGAUGGCGACGCACCAGGGGGCGGCGCACACGGUGCUCGGCACGCCCUACUACAUCAGCCCGGAGAUGUGCGAGGGCCAGCGGUACGACGCCAAGUCGGACGUCUGGGCGCUCGGCUGCAUCCUGUACGAGAUGGCCUGCCUGCAGAAGACGUUCGAGGGCUCCAACCUGCCGGCGCUGGUCAACAAGAUCAUGAAGGGCCAGUUCGCGCCGAUCCGCGGCAACUACUCGCCGGGCUUCCGGCAGCUGGUGCGUGACCUGCUGCAGCGCGACCCGGACUUUCGGCCGAGCGCGGCGGAGGCGCUCUACGACCGGCUGCCGGUGCUGCUCAACCAGUUCCGCUAUCAGCGCCUGGAGGAAGGGGAGGAGGACGAGGUCACUGAGGUGCGCCUCAACAUCGAGCAUCCGUCCAAGACCAGGUCGCCCAAGCCGCCGCGCUCCGUGCUGUACUACAUGAAGGCGAGCGAGUCGUCCAUCGGGCUGCUGCCGAUCCCGCUGCCGCCGCGCGCGCGCAUCAAGGAAGUGUCCAUCAGCAGCACGCACAUGAUCGCGCUGACCACCGAGCACCUGGUCUUCACCUGGGGCGAGGGCAAGAAGGGCCAGCUGGGGCACGGCAUGACCGAGGCGUGGCGCGCCAAGCCAGAGCUGGUGAUGGCGCUCAAGACCAAGUCCAUCACGGCUUCAGCGUGUUUCGCCAGCGACAACGGCAUCGUCAUGACGUGCGGCGACGGCACGUACGGUUGCCUGGGCCCCACGGCAACUGGGAACAACACGUCCACACCCAAGCUGGUCGAGUCGCUGCUGACAGUGGACGUAUCGGCGAUCGCGUUGCGCGGCGAGGUAUACAGCUGGGGCCAGGGCCAGGGCGGCCAGCUGGGGCUCGGCCAUGAGGAGGACUGCAGCCUGCCACAGGAGGUCACCAUCCCCGAAGAGCACGUGGUGGAGAACGUGCGCUGCGGCGGCGACGGCACGAUCUUCAUCACGCAGCAGGGCUCGCUGCUCGCCUGCGGGAACAACGAGCGCAACAAGCUCGGCCUCAACCCGCGCCGUGGCCUCAUCUCAUCCAUCGCCGAGGUCGGCAAGGUGCUCGUGCCGACGCCCGUUAACAUGAUGGACAAGACGGUGACGAUGGUGCAGUGUGGCAGCAGCACCUUCACCGUGGUGGGCACUAUUGACAAUGUGCUCUACCUGUGGGGCACGCGGCGCGUACAGUACCAGCCGCGCGAGGUGCUCGCCCUGUACGCCUCGCAGGCGCAGAUCAGCAAGGGGGGAGACGCUCAGCCUGGCAGCCUGCACGCGCAGAGUCAGAACGUGUUCCUGGUCGUGGACACGACGUGCCCGCUGCCGCGCGUCAACAUGCCGCCAAGCCAGGGCUCGCAGCGCGAGCGCGAGGAGAUGCUGAACCAAGAGAUCGAGAAGCUGCGCGCCGAGCUGGAGAACCAGAAGCGGACGCAGGCGCAAAUGAUGUCUGAGAGGGUGAAGCAGGAGGAGAGGCAAGGCUGA